GCGCGACGUCCUCCUCUCGGCGCAUUCGUGCGCCCGCGCCGACUCAGAAGCACGCGGCACGAGUUACAGAGUAAAUCAUAUUCGAAAAUGGAAUCGGCGCGAAUCCACCAACGCUGAUAAUGCCGAAAGUGCGAAACCGAUACUCAUUGAACUGACUGUUUUUUUUUUUUAAUAAUCAGUUUUUUUUUAGUUCAUCGAACUAUUUUUUUUUUUUUUAAUUUUUGUGGUUUUAAGUAUAGUGUUUUCAGUUUUAAGUUGUUCAGUUAGUCGUCGCUCCUGUAAGUUGACUGUUUGCGAGGAAAGUGACUGGAUUGUGACAUUUUAUGAUUAAGCUGCAUUGUAAGGCGCGUACGCGCUUACCUAGUGAAAUUAAUUGACUCGAAUUUUUGUCUAAUUAAUUUAGUACUUUGUGAAGUGUAUGUGGGAUUUUUGUCGGGACGCACAUUCCCUGAUUUUCACACCAAAGAAUUCAAGAUGAACCAAAAGUGCAAAGUAUGCGGGGAGCCGGCAGCCGGUUUCCACUUCGGUGCAUUCACUUGCGAAGGAUGCAAGUCGUUCUUCGGGAGGUCGUACAACAACCUCAACUCGAUCACCGAGUGCAAAAACAACGGGGAAUGCGUCAUCAAUAAGAAAAAUAGGACCGCGUGUAAAGCAUGCCGGCUGCGCAAGUGCCUCAUGGUGGGCAUGUCCAAGUCAGGCUCGAGGUACGGCCGCCGCUCCAACUGGUUCAAGAUCCACUGCCUGCUGCAGGAACAGCAGCAAGCGGCGCAGUCCCGCUCGCCGCCGAGGGUACCCCAGUCACCGCAUCCAUUAGCACCGCCCUUUCCACCGCACCUCUUCCCGAGUCUUGCGAGGCCGCGGACGAAAGAAGAACUAGCGUUACUAGGCCUAGACGACUUCAAACCGCCGUGCUCCGGGUCACCCGAUUCGCACCACAGCGGCUCGUCCCCGAAACUAGAUGAGAAGACAAAGAUCACGCAAUCGCGGCCGCCGGAACGACCGCUGACGCCGCCCAGGGACGCGUUCGUGCCGCUGCCACUCGCCAACAUCGGUUCCUUGCCUCACUUCCCACAUUCGCCGUUCCUGCCACCGCCCCCCUUCAGCCCGUUCGCUCCCAAUCAUCCCCUGUUAUUCCCGCCCGGAUUUCACCCGCUGUACUCGCGGCAUCUGCUCGACCACCCAGCUCUUCGGCACGCAGCCGAAAACAACAAUGAUUUGCGAAUCGACGACCACAACGCAGACUCGUCGAAGCGUUUCUUCUUAAACGAAAUAUUGAAGCAGCAGCGGUCUUCGCAGCCUCCUACGCCUCAGGAAGACGUGAUCUCCGAAGCCGAAUUCGUGCCCACGCCUCCCGCCGAGAGAAGAACGUCAGAGUCGCCCUUGCAAGAGAACCCUAUGGACUUAUCCGUCAAAUCUGACGGCAGAUCCAGCUCUGCCCGGCGGAGAUCGGACGAUAGUGAAGUGAUAGCACCCGACCACGAUGACGGGGAGUCGGGCAGUGCGGGCGGCUCGGCCAGCGAGGAUGAGGAUAUGUCGUACUCACAGAUCAAGAGGAUCAAGCUGCAUCCACUGGACCUCACGACCAAAGUCUGACGUCACGGACGCUAGUGCUCGCGUUAUAAACAAUUUAUCAAAGUUAAAUCGUCAGUGAAUCUUUUUAAGGCCAGUAAAUCGGAUUGUGAUUUUAAAAUAAGUAGGACGAUCGAAAAGACUAUCUCGAAAAUUGUUUAGUGAAUUGUUAUCGCUUGAAAGAGUCUAUCCAAAUACGUAACUUUACUUAAGUUUAGUUGAAAUGUUAAUGGUACUUAAAGCCCGGUUUAAGAUUAUGUACAAAUCGAAUGUAAAUAAUAAAUUAUUUUGUAUAGUUUAAGAGCUAGGUUAAAUAUUAGUUGGUGAUUUUUUUUGUUCAACGAUAAAACCUGCCGGGUUUUUGCAACAUUCCGCUAAGAUGUAAACAAAUAAAUAAAUGCCCGUACGUUUUGUAUUAAUUCAAUAUAAUUUAUUUCACUUAGUAGAAUUUUGAGUAGUAGUGUGUUAUUUGAGAAUUCAAAUUGUUUUAUAUUCGGGUGCAUUGUGAAUUUAGCUUUUUUUAUUUUUAACGCCUUCUUAAGUUGUUUUUUUGUUUCGUGUUUAUGAAAAAAAAAUGAUGGUUGUCUAUGUGUAAUGAUAAUGAGAUAAUAUACUCUACUAUACAAGCAUUCCUAUGAAAUUGCUCAAUAUUUCAAAUGUUUGAUACGCUACAAUGUACUCAAGUAGUGAAAUUAGUCACGACUCGUAACAUACUCAUGUAAUAAAUACUGCGUGGUUGUCCGUCUGUAUAUAAAUGUAAACUUAGCUAGCGCGAAUCAACGCAGGUGAUGAUGUGUUUGUAAUCAAUGC
Messenger RNA from Chilo suppressalis (striped riceborer), 2379 nucleotides. Lineage: Eukaryota; Metazoa; Arthropoda; Insecta; Lepidoptera; Crambidae. The record is from the annotation of a GenBank genome assembly.